CGCCGAUUUGGGCUGCGUCUCAGUGCUCGCGUUUACGGUAAAUGCAAAUACCAACGGUGCUGAUGAGGGCGAGCGGAUGCUGGUGUGUGAGUGUGCGGAUGUGUGCGUGAUGCCGUCGUGUUUGUCUUCCUCCUCACUGUCGUUUCUUCCCAAAUAGCAACGCAAAUACGCGGUGGACCGUCUGUGUCCUUACGACUCUAUUGGAAGAUCCAUUGAUUAGCUUGUUUUAAGGCGUGAAUCAUCGCGAUGCACGGCUGGUAAACAAUAACAGUAUAUUUUUUUUUUGUUUGGUCUUUCCUCCUCCCCUCCCCGUCGGCUUGUUUUUGAAGGCAUCACCGUCGAAAUGGGGCUCGGGUUUGACGCAUAUUGAGUCCUCAGCUUCCAGACUUGACAUGGACACAAUCUGGCUUUACCAGUUCCGUCUGAUCGUGAUCGGCGACUCCACGGUGGGCAAGUCGUGUUUGAUCCGAAGGUUCACCGAAGGCCACUUCGCCCACGUGUCGGACCCCACCGUGGGCGUUGACUUCUUCUCACGCCUGUUGGAGAUCGAGCCGGGCAAGAGGGUCAAGCUCCAGAUCUGGGACACUGCGGGCCAGGAGAGGUUCAGGUCCAUCACCAGAGCCUACUACCGCAACUCGGUGGGCGGGCUCCUGCUCUUCGACAUCACCAACCGCCGCUCGUUCCAGAAUGUGCACAGCUGGCUGGAGGAGGCGCAGAGUCACGUCCAUCCGCACAGCAUCGUUUUCCUGCUGGUGGGCCACAAGUGCGACCUGGAGGCCCAGCGGCAGGUGAGCCGGCAGGAGGCCGAGAAACUGGCGGCGGCCUUCGGGAUGAACUACGUGGAGACGUCGGCACGAGACGCCAUCAACGUGGAGACGGCGUUCAUGGACCUGACGAGGCAAAUCUUUGAGCUGGUGCGCGGUGGCGACAUCAAGAUCCAGGACGGCUGGGAAGGCGUCAAGAGCGGACUGGUCCCCAACACGGUGCACUCCUCGGAGGAGGUCACCAAGGCGGGGCGCCAGUGCCUCUGCUGAGCUCAUUUCUUUUGGACUCCAUCUUUGGGAGAUGGGCCUUCUCUUCAUCUAUGACUUCACAGCGGGCCCUGGCUCUUUCCUAAACAAUUUCCAUGUUGCAGUAACACGCUUUACUUGUCCUGUGUCGACUACUUGCUCGGUGCAAAAUACACUUCUUUUCUCUCAAUUAAAAGCACAAGAUGCCCCCUUCGUGUCAUUCAACAUGUUAGCUUUGCUGCUUUCUUGACAUGCACACUGACACAGUUAGUGAUGACCAUUGACACUCAUGUGAAUAUACACAAUCGAAUAGAAAUCAGACAGACUCUUCACAUAUAGAUAUACAGAUGCAUACAUAUACUAUAUACUGUAGUCAGAAAGAUGCAGCACUUUUACUCACUGCACAACCCAACAAUCGUUACUCGAGCCAGACCAUUUUAAAAAUUUUAUUUGAUUGUUUUUCUUUAGGCCAAUGCCAAUUCUGGUAUACCGCAGAAUAAAAUUCCGAUGGCCGAUGGUGAUUAAUUGAUAAAAUGUAUCAUGAAUAGAAAAACAUUUGGCGUUGUUCAUUAACGCUUACAACAAUAAAGAUGUGAAUCACAGGCAGAACA
Hippocampus comes (tiger tail seahorse) is the source of this 1621-nucleotide messenger RNA. Its product is annotated as ras-related protein Rab-39B-like. Gene Ontology annotation, molecular function: GTPase activity; GTP binding. Lineage: Eukaryota; Metazoa; Chordata; Actinopteri; Syngnathiformes; Syngnathidae. Gene Ontology annotation, biological process: Rab protein signal transduction. The transcript has 4 exons. The record is from RefSeq and is a predicted model, not a curated record. Bases 393 to 1034 code for a protein of 213 amino acids.